UAGAUUUCUAGCGAUCGAAUUUUCAAUCAAGUACCUACCUACCUAGGUACUAAUCGUAGGGUUCCGCGACUUAUAAUGGCUUCCUACCCUUCAGCUGCGCCUGAAAAUGGUAAGUUCAAGCAAUUCUACCCGAGCGCGAUGUAUUUUUUCCUGACACAACUUAUAGGGGCAACAUUCACUUCCAUAAUUCACGGGUCUUCGUAUCCCUUUAUUAGAACUGCUAAGCAUGCGGGCCAUCAUGUCCUGAUCACAGGUGGUGCUAGAGGUAUCGGACGGAGUAUUGCCCUCUCCUUUGCUAGAGCAGGGGCUUCGGCCAUUGCCGUGGCAGACAUAUCUGAGUCUUUUCAGCAGAUUGCUAGUGAUAUCGCCACAGCCGCAAAGGAAAAGGGGUACGGUGUCCCACAGGUGAUGAUGACUAAACUUGACGUGACGGAUGAAGACAGUACGCGUCAAUGUGCUAAGAUGAUUGAGAGGGAAUUCAAGGGUAAACUUGAUAUCCUCGUGAACAAUGCUGGUUUUAUGACUCCUGCUCUCUCCGUCUCUGAGUCCGACGCUGACUCCUGGUGGCGAACGAUGGAGGUAAAUCUGAAAGGAGUGUAUCUCAUGAGCAAGCACUUUGUUCCCCUACUUCUCUCAACACCAGAUGGCUUGAGGACGAUGAUCAAUGUCAACAGCGUUGCCGCGCACAACCUUAGGCCAAUGGCUUCCGCAUAUGGGACAUCAAAAUUGGCGGUGUUGAGGUUCACCGAGUUUCUGAUGGUUGAGGCAGGGAGCAAGGGACUGCUGGCCUAUUCUGUUCAUCCCGGUGCGAUUCUCACGGAAUUGGCUAAGAAAGGCAUGCCGCCUGAGACCCUUCCAGGUCUUAGUGAUAGUAUCGAUUUAGCUGGAGACACAGUCGCGUGGCUCUCGAACGAGCGUCGUGAAUGGUUGGCCGGAAGGUAUAUUAGCUCUACAUGGGAUAUGAGCGAGGUGAUCGACCGGAAAGCUGAGAUCGUGGAAGGAGACAAGCUUAAGGUUAGAUUAGUAGUGUAAACCCCAGAUCCCGAUGGCAAUCAAAAAAACCACCCCUUCCCCUAAUUUCAACCUUAGCUUCUCCUAUCUCCUCCUUUUUAUUGCCUCUACCUCUUGUACCGCAGUUCUCGGGGGGGUUGGCCCCGGCUAGGUACCAUGACAACCAGUAACCGCGGAUUCAAAUUUCCCCCAAAACCCUAAUAGGUAUAUUUGGAUCGUACGCUCGAACUACCUAACGUAGUCUACGAUAUAUAGGCAUUCAUGUUAAAAAGGGGGGAUGUCCUGGAACAUUAUGAACAUCGAUCUUCAUGCUCACGAUCGUAAUCUUGUAGGAUCUCAGCGUGUUUGUUU
Molecule: messenger RNA, 1362 nt
Organism: Annulohypoxylon maeteangense
Lineage: Eukaryota; Fungi; Ascomycota; Sordariomycetes; Xylariales; Hypoxylaceae
Product: oxidoreductase-like protein
Exons: 1
Coding region: 76-1032 (318 amino acids)
Molecular function (GO): oxidoreductase activity, acting on the CH-OH group of donors, NAD or NADP as acceptor
Source: RefSeq, a predicted model, not a curated record